UAAUCGCGAAAAUCGUAUGACGUUAAUUACGUCAUUACGUGAUCAGCGCGAGGACUUUCUAUUUCAAAGUAACUUACCGAAGACAGGCGCUCUAUCAUGGCCGAUACUUCUUCACACCCCGAGCGACCGCAAGGCAGCUUCGACGACGUGUCGGAGCUGAACAACGAAUUGGAGAGAAUUAUAGAAGCCGUUGAAGAGAUAUCAGUGGAGCUCGCCUGGAUGGACUACGACAUGGUGGCACUGCGCACCAGUCCCGAGCUGUUGACCUCCAUGGAGGAAGUGAACGAAGCCUUCCACAGGUGCCGCGCUAUCGUGUGUGGAGAUCCAGGGCCGCAGCAGGAGAUGGGCUUAUAACCCGAUUCUACCCGCCACAACACAACAAAGGGGCUUCAGUUGGUGUUGAAAAGGGAUGUUUAAACCUAUUAAUGUUCAUACUUUUUCAGUUGAUGGUAGCUAAGCCUUCAGUUUGUUUUGGGCUAUAAAGUGUAAAGUAUUCAGCUUGUUUGAUUGAAUAAUAAAGAAAAGAUAAAGUGAGA
This is a messenger RNA of Pungitius pungitius (ninespine stickleback), 536 nucleotides long. RefSeq names its product synaptonemal complex central element protein 3 (gene syce3). The transcript is spliced from 3 exons. Gene Ontology annotation, biological process: spermatogenesis; synaptonemal complex assembly; reciprocal meiotic recombination. Bases 97 to 354 code for a protein of 85 amino acids. NCBI's taxonomy places the organism in Eukaryota, Metazoa, Chordata, Actinopteri, Perciformes, Gasterosteidae. The record is from RefSeq and is a predicted model, not a curated record.